Messenger RNA from Haemonchus placei, 552 nucleotides. The record is from the annotation of a GenBank genome assembly. NCBI's taxonomy places the organism in Eukaryota, Metazoa, Nematoda, Chromadorea, Rhabditida, Trichostrongylidae.
AUGGUAUUCCAGAUGCCGUUCAAAUCUACCAUACAAACAGCUCUCCGCAAGAUGUCCAACUCUUACAGGAAGGAUCGGCAGGAUACCGUACUGUUAGAGCCUCCAUAUCUGGCUCUGCCAACCAGUCCAAAGCGAGACGAAGUGUACUAUAUAAUGGACGACUUCGACAACGCGACAAUAACUACCUACGAUUAUGAUGCAGAGAAAACCUACUACGAAAAUGAAACGUUUUACGAAGCUAAAUCAGCGCCUACACCGAUUCGACGGUCGAUCAAGCGGAAGCAUUCACCGAUUACGGUUAAACCACUCACAUCCUUGGAGCCUCUACACAUGUCAACGCCACAUUCCUUCUGUGAAAUGGAUCACUCGCCACCGGCAAAACGAGCACCGAUACUGAGGAGGAUCCCUCUGAAGCUGGACAUCCCACUGCAACAUCCGCCAGCAAUUCCUCCGAAAGAACACGAAGAAGAACAUUCUUAUAUGGAACCUAUCUGUCACCGGAUAAAGCAUGGUUUCAUCUACACAGUGGUAAUGAAGGCAAUCGAAGAAUGA